This is a messenger RNA of Anthostomella pinea, 1005 nucleotides long. Lineage: Eukaryota; Fungi; Ascomycota; Sordariomycetes; Xylariales; Xylariaceae. The record is from the annotation of a GenBank genome assembly.
AUGAAUUCAACGGCGGGAGAGCAAUGGGAAUUCGAUGGUAUAUCGAAUGACGGUACUCGCGUUUUUGUGUUUGGCUUCUACCGAGACCCCAACUACUCGUUCUUUGGAACAGGCAAUCUUCGCCUGUACGCCGAGUUCGCGUCCUCCAAUGGGUCACGUUAUGCCGUCGUGGAGUAUGCCGAAGAGUCGACUGUUGAAUGGUGUCCAGAUCGAGGCACUCGAGGCGUAUGGCGUGGGCCCAACUGGGUUUAUACUUUCGAGACCAAUACAGACAUGUCAUUGACGACGAUCACGAUGGACGACCCCGAAGCCAAAGCCACCAUCACUAUGCAAUCUAUUGCCCUGGUUCAAUACGCAGACAACCGGGCUUGGCCAGACGAGCAGGGCAAUCCUCUAACGGUGCCCCACUUCUACUGGAUUGAGCCCGUGCCAGUGGCAGACUUGACUCUGGAGGCCGUCAUCAUGGGGGAGGCUAUGACGUGGGAGGGUAUGGGUGGGCCUGAGCGUCUCUGGGGUGCUUUCAACUGGUUCACUUGUUUGAAAAGCAUGAUGGCGAUACGUCUGCACGUGGGCCCCUUCGCGCUGUCAUUGGUGGAGUUCGGCUCACACCGCCAACGAGGUCUCACUGUCCCGUCUGUUCUACUCGUCUUGGAAGGGCAGAAAAUGUUCGAGUCACGAAGCACGGAGCUGUCCUUGGUGGACGACUUUUUCCAGGUCCGGAAGAUCUAUAAUGGGCCGGGAGCAACAACACAGACCUUGGAAGACAAGGUGACUGGAAUCGAGCUUAUAUUGACGUCACCGAGUCGAAAACAGAGCUGUAGGUUCGUCGUCACACAUAAGAUUUUUGCUUUCGAAUAUGUUCUCGGCGAAGGUCGCGGCGGAACCGCCUACGCAGGCACAGCAGAAGGUGGAUUGCUUGGAUCAAUGCUUUGGGGAGGGCCCGCCUUCACAGAAGUCUUGAAAUUCCCAAAGUUUUCUAUGCUACUUAGGGAUAAUUACGCUUGA